Molecule: messenger RNA, 1260 nt
Organism: Trichomonas vaginalis G3
Lineage: Eukaryota; Parabasalia; Trichomonadida; Trichomonadidae
Product: armadillo (ARM) repeat-containing protein family
Exons: 1
Coding region: 1-1260 (419 amino acids)
Source: RefSeq, a predicted model, not a curated record
AUGAAAAAUAGCGCGAAGAAAUUUGUGAGGUCAGAUAACAGCUGGGGAUAUGAAACAGGGGUACAUAUACAAGGAAACUAUAUAUCUACAGAAUGGAAUCAGUUUAUUACAGAAAAUAAAGGAAAUUUACCUGAUAUUCUUAAUGAUUUAUGUAAUUUUUUUGACUAUUCUGAUUUAGAUGAUGUUCAACAUUUUUGUACAACAUAUUCUCUCGCAGAACUAUGGAAUUUUUUCCUAAAUACAAAAAAAGAUAAGUAUAAAAUCCAAAUUCUAAAAAUCCUUUGCAAUGCAAUAAAUUAUAAGAACGAAAGCCUUUCUUUUCUCCAGCAAAGCGAGGUCAUCGAUAUAUUACUUCAAAAUCUCAAAGCUUCAAACGAAGAUUUAUGUGAUAUCACAUUGGGCGUUUUAUCUUCACUUUGCACCAUCAAUAAAGAAAUUAUACCAUAUCUUUUAUCCAAUGGGAUCAUUAAUUCCAUGAAGUUACUCUCAACAUUGCUGUAUUUUGGUUCAAUGUUGGUUAAUCUUGCAACAGUUCAAGGAGAGCAUGUAUUUGAUCUAAUAGAGUUAGCUUCUCUAUGUAUAGUUAGCGAUUAUUCAUCCAAUGUCAAGUCCGCAUUCACUGUUUUCGGACAAUUAUUAUCUUCAUACGAAAAUGAUGAUUUAUUAGUCAUUAAAGAGCGAAUAAUGAAAGAUAUCAAUGCAUAUAUUAAUAAUAUAUCAGAAAUAUCUGAUUCUUCAGCAGCAAAAGAAUUUUUUUUAUUAUUAAGUCUUUUUGAUGAAAUUCCACCUGAAUACUCACUUGUAAUAUCAACCAUAAUAAAUAAUUGCUUCGAACUCGACGAAGAAAAUAUUUCAAAAGCAAUUAAAUCUGGAAUUGAAAUCUUCAACCACUUUUACGACCAAUUUCCAUUAGAAGGAUGUUCCAAGUUCUAUGAAACAAUACUCAUUAUGUAUGAUAAGCUAAAUAUUCGAUGCAAGCACGAAAUUGCUCAAUUUUUAGUGAAUAGAUUUCCAUACCAAAAUAAUUUUGAAGAAAAAGUUUGCAGAAUAUUUGGAGAGUUCAUGGAUGAUCCAGAAAUAGGUGCAAAAUGUAUUUUUGCGUUCACAGAAAUGAUGGAAAAUUUCAAAGACAACGAAACAAUGUCAGCACUUAUUGUUGAAUAUUCUGACAAGAUAUUUGAUGGAAUAAAUAGCGAAGAUGAAAAUAUCCUCGAAGCUUCAAUUCAUUUCAUUGAUGUUUUGAAGAAAAUUCAGCAAUGA